GCUUUAAAAGCUGCAAGUAACCAACACAGGAAGCUAUCAGUCAUAGCUGCCGUUAAGAAACAACUUCUAUGUGCGAAAUGUAGCUGUCAUUUGUGAAGGCUGAUGACAUUACAAGGCAGCUCCUGACGAGAGAGAGGUGCCAGAUUUGGGGGGUAAGUACAUAUCCUGUUAAGACAGUUAAGUUGGGUAGAAGUCGUUUGACUUCUGUUUUUAACCUUACUGAAUGAAAUGAUUUUGUAGGUGAUCCUACAUAAUACAAAACUGCAUGCCUUUUUAUGUUUUAUUGUUUAAUUGUGCUGUAGGAAUGGUCAAUACAAACCUUUAGGAAGUCCCUGAAACUAAAAGCAAAUAUUUACAGUUUUACAUUUUCUUUGGAUUUAUUUGUGAUACUGAUAGGUUGUAGAUUUUUACCUUUGUUUUCUGACCUGUUGCAUGACUGAAUGUCUCGUGUUGUAGGAAAGAAGGUCAGAAAUCAUGUCCACUGCAAAGAAAAAAAGGAUUGGUUCACGUCGCCGGGUAACAAAUCAAAAUAAAACGUCUGAGGAUGAUGAGUUUCUUGCAAAGGAUAGCUCUGCUGUUACACAACAAAACAAACCAGAGAGAAGCCCUGAAUCAGUCGGUGCAUUUGCUCACCUGGAUCAUUUAUCAUCUCUGACCCAAAAUCCACCUUCACCAGAACUCUCAGGGAAUAGAAGAAAAUUUGGGUCAAGUCAAAGAAAUAAAGGACGACAUGUCAGAGACUCUGCAACAGAAUUACGCCACAGUCCGACAGAGGAAGUGGAAGAAAAGACCAAGAGUAUUGAAAGCCCUGAAAGAACUCAAAUGUCAGCGGCAAUACAGCCUGAGAAGCAGGAAACAUUUAGUCAAGGUAGUGAGCAUGACAUGUCUGGGACUUAUGAAAGCCUCCUGUGUUUGUCAGAAGAGAAACUUCCCAAUGUGCGUUCUGCAAGAGAGAUCGAGAGCAAUGAUGUGGAGGUGAACACAGAAGUGUUGAAACAGGGUGGAAAUUUUCACAGCAACUACUUGAGUGAGUCAAAAGCAGAAUUAGCAGCUACACAGUUUGCUGCCUCACAGGAGACAACCACAGAUGAAAGCAGCGCUAAAGAUCACACUGAAGUUGAUCUUAACGUACAAGAAACAUUUAAACCACUGAAUGAAGAGCUGUCUACUGAACAGGAACAGCGAAUACUUAUACGGGUAUCUGAAGAUUAUCAACCUUUAUAUGAUGAUGUGAGCAAGGCCACAGAGGAGGAGAUGAAGCAAACACAAAAUUACAAAAUGGAAAAUAGUGAAGGUCUGGUACAUGACAGACAUGCAUCAGAAAACCUUUCUAGAGACCCACUUGACCAAGCUGAGGCUAGGGACACGCAGGACCUGGACUUUACUGAGAAAAGUAUGGCUGAUUCUGAUGAUUUUGCAAAGCCUGAUGGUCCAGUUCUUCAUGAAAAAGAGGAUAAGCAACCUGAAAAAGACAACUUUGAGGCCUUUGACAACAAGGAGGAGGAUGAACCACAAACCAGUGACACAGAUAGAGUUGAUACUGAACUGGAGUCAGAGAUCACUAUUCCUGACCCUGAUUUGAGCAGAUCCACUUUAGGAGUGUUACAGUCAGAAAUAAACUCUCUUGUUGACUUCCAGCCUCAGGACAGUUGUACUACCACUAAGGAUGAGCACGAUACAGACCUCAACCCUUUUAGGCACAGGAGAAAACUUGGGUCAAGCCGUAAACAUAACGUAAGGCAGCAGGUUGAGGACCCUGCUGUGGAAUCAGAAAUAAACUCUCUUGUUGAUUUCCAGCCUCAGGACAGUUGUACUACCACUAAGGAUGAGCACGAUACAGACCUCAACCCUUUUAGGCACAGGAGAAAACUUGGGUCAAGUCGUAAACAUAACGUAAGGCAGCAGGUUGAGGACCCUGCUGUGGAAUCAUACUACAAACCUACACUGGAGGUAUCAGAAAAUACUGAGGGUACACAAGAGUUCAGAGGAGAGAUGUCAUUCGCAGCUGAGACAGCAGUGCAGGAAAAAUCGAUGCAAAGUACACUUAAAGAAAUGGUAAAAUCUGACCCUCAUCAAACUGAAGGUCAGGAGAGUGAGAUUCAGCAAUUCCUGGGCACAGUAGAUGAAAACAGCCCUGAAGAUCAUCCUGGGACUGAAGACAAUACAGAGAAAGCAAAAUUUGCAUCACAUACAGGGGAGUGGUCACCAGCUGAGGAACAAAUAGAUGCUUUACCCGUAGGACAAGGUGCUCAUCAGUCAAGGAAUGCUGAAAGCACAGUACAUGCAACUGAGAUAGUGCAAACACAAGAAAUGUUUGAAACUGAUCAUUCAUUUGAAAAUGUAAUAUAUGAUGAAAUAGUCUCCAGAAGCCCACUAAACCAAGAAAUCUGUGACACACUUGGCCAGUCAGAUUUCUCCAUGGAAACAAACAGUGAUUCUUCCACCAAGCAAGACAACUCAAAUCCUGAUGCCACACAAGGUGAGCAUUCAACAAGAGAGAGUGAUGCGAACACUUUUGUACCCAGAAAUGAUGAUUAUGAUGAGAAGCCAGUGAUUAUGGAUGGAGAAAAAGUGGAUACUGGACUUGGUCAGAUUGACAGCAGAGAAGAGGGUGAUACAAAACUCAGUCCUGAGCAAACAGUUCAACUUGAAAGGUUAGAGGAAAGCGAAACUUUUCAGACUUUGGAAUCAGAGAUUCGUGUUUCUGCAAACUUCCAACCUCUGCAACCUAACUGUAGCCUUGACUCCCCUGCUGCUGACUCAAACCAAAAACCUGCAGAGGAAAAAGAUGAAGAGACUGAGGAUAAUGAAACUCUUGAAACUAAAAUCAUCUCAUCAACAUCUGAGACGGCAUCGAUGGACUUUUUAAUAGAAACCACAGCGGAAGAGGUGGAUACAUUUGAUACUGCUUCACCUAAAGACAUAAGUGAUGAAGUUAAAUGUCAAGAAGAUGUUGGCACACCUACUGACGUCUCUGAGCUUACCAGUUCUAGUUUGCAUUCAAGUUUAACAGCAGGUCAAAACCUUGAUAUUCAACAGGAUGAAGAACUCCCUUAUUCAUAUUCUGAAACCAUAGAAGAAAGGGAUGAGGACUCGACACUGUUAAAGUCACAUGUAAAUCUACAGAACAACCAUUCAGAGUGUGAGACAUACCCAAAAUCUGAAGAUACUGAUUCUUUUGUUGUUCUUGAGACAACAACAGAAACCUCCAGGCCCAAAGAGCUUAAACAUCCUGAAAGCAACAUGGAGUGCACUGACUUUGGAUCAUUCAGUGAAGAGUUGGGUACUAGUGAGACACAAAAUAAGAUUUUUAACUGUAGCUUUGACUCCUCUGCUGCUGACUCAAACCAAAAACCAGCAGAAGAAAAAGUUGAAGAGACUGAGGAUAAUGAACCUCUUGAAACUAAAAUCAUCUCAUUAACAUCUGAGACAUCAUUAAAGGACUUCUCAAUAGAAACCACAGUGGAAGAGGUGAAUACAUUUGAUACUGCUCUACCUAAAGACGUGAGCGAUGACAUUAAAUGUGAAGCAGAUGAAGAAAGGGAUGAGGACUCAACAUUAUUGAAGUCACAUGUAAAUCUGGAGACAUGCUUAAAAUCUGAAGAUACUGAUUCUUUUGUUGUGCUUGAGACAACAACAGAAACCUCCAGUCCUAAAGAGCUUACAGAUCCUGAGAGCAACAUUGAGUGCACUGAAUUUUCAUCACUAAGUGAAGAGUUGGCACAAAAUGAGAUUUUUAGCUUUGUUGAAGUCACAGGAGUUCUGCAUCCAAGUAAUGCUUUCACUGAGGUGCACGAACAAGGGGAGGAAAUACAAGAAAUCAAUAAGUCAUCUGAAAGGACAGCUGAUGAGACCACAGGAAAUCCUUUAAGUGGCGAACCUGAAAUGAUGGAGCAAAAUAUUGACCCAGCAAGCAUGCAGGACACCCCAGAUACAGAUGACAGUCUACUGAACAACAUGAAGACGGAAGAAGUCCACUCUGAUGCCAAGGAAUUAGACACAAUUACCCCCUGUGACGGCCCAUCCCAGGACCCUCCUCACAGCUAUGAGGAACAAACAUGCACAGGCUUUAACCCCAUUAAGAGUCGUAAAAAAAUGGGGUCUAGCAGAAGAUACAAAGACCAAAAGCAGUUUAAGGAUCCUGAACACAUGGCCUGUGAUAAACUUGAGACAUCACAAACAGAGAAAGACAGCCAGGAAGAAUUAAGUCAAGGUAGUGAGUAUGCUAGUAUCAUGCCUGUAACACACGAAGGCCCUUCAGCCCUUAUACACUCUGGAGUUCAGAGCCCCACUUCAGACAACCAUCCAGAGACUGACCUGCAAAGCUUCAUUCAUAUCAGCAAAAGUGUCCAGCAAGACCACGAUGACAGAGGGACUGACUUUAGGGUAGAGGAAUCUGACAAACCGGUGGAUGUAACUCUUGAUGAAGAGGAAAACUCUAACAUUCAUCAGAAAGCAGACCUUAAAGGUGCUUGCCAUUCAGAGGAGUCCUUAGGUGAAGUUCAUGUCCAGGAUGUUGUGUCACAACCGAUGCAAGAAGUGCUUCAAACUAACAUCUACUCUGAAAAUUUGAUGUCUGAUGAGACAGAAUAUGCAGAAAAAAAAUUGGGAGGUCUGAUCGCAGAAGCCGAAGUCGGUAAUACCUACGAAUCUGACUUGACUAUAAAGAGAAGUGAUGGUUCUCAAGGUGAGCAGGAAGGGUCUCAACUCUAUGACAUUCUGGAAGAGGAAACUAUAAAUGAUGUCAGCAGAGAGGCUUCAGACUUAGGGAAAGCUGUUUACCACGGUGAUACCAAAAACCUGCAUCAAAUAGAGAAAGAAGAAGGUGAAGCCAUUGCGGCAGGUCACUCAGACGAGACUGAAGUCUGUAAAGAUUACGAUAUAAAACCCUGCGAUGAGAAAACUGGGUUUCAGGAGAAAGAAGGUGUCUUUUUUGGAGUGGAGGAGGGUGAAUCAUCCAACUCCCAAGAUCAGCAGGUUGACUAUGAACAAAACAAAAGCACGGCAGUUGAAGCACACCGGGGACUUAUGUUGGAAGAUUUUCAAGAGGCACUCCUUCAUACUAUAAUAUUACCAAAAGAAGACAUAGUAGUGCGGGAACAAUCAAUGGACACCAUCUCUGAAGGAGUAGAUACAGCUGAUACCACUCUGACGGAAGAAGUUGGUGAUGAUGCACAAGAUGGCACGCUUGUUAGUGAACGCUCUUGUCUGAGCUUAAAUUCAGCACAGGAACAACUCCUGAAAGUGGGUUAUACUCAGGAAGAAGAAAAGAAGGAAAGAGAUAUGGAGGAAGAGUCAUUUAGAUUGGAUGGAAACUUACUUGGUAGUGAUGUGGUGACUGAUUAUGAUCUAGCACAAGAGUUGGCUGUGAAGAAAAAGCAAUCUGGAAAAAAUACUGAAAAUGAAAGUAUUGUGGAGCAAACAGCAUGUUCAAUGUCUCAAGGGCUUUUGUCUAGGAAUGAGGAAGAGAAAGAACAUUUCACCUCAUCUCAAGUCACAGUAACUUGCCACUCAGGGGACACUACACAUGAAAUACUUGAAGAGCUAAUACAAGUUCGAGACAUACAUGAAAUUAUGGCUGCCACAACUGAGACUGAAUCCACUGUAGAGGCACAACAGUGUGACAUUAAUUUUUCUUUGGACUCAGAACCUCAGCAAAUUGACGACAAUGUAAACCCACUUAGGACCAGGAGAAAAAUGGGGUCUAGUCGUAGAAAUAGAAGACAACAGAAGGACACAGAAGCUUCAGACAAAUCCCAAGAGGUAAUUGUGGAAAAAGAGGGCAACGAUGAUGCCCUGCAUGUGAAAACAACAUACAAGUUUGCAAUGGACAACAUCAAACUGGAAGAAGUGGAGGAGCACACAAAUGUAUACCCCAGCUCUACAGUGGAAAUAGGGGAAGACAAAGAAAACCCAGACGCUGUUUUGCCAGGAAGUUUGAUAGACAGUGGUGCAAUAACAACAACACCCAUAACUUUGAGCUUGGGUAGAGACAACUUGGCUGAAUCCUGUCAGGGCAUGAAUGAAGACGAAAAUAUACAGCCAAGAAAUUUGAGCGCGCUCACUAGUCAUGAGACGGUUAAAUUUGUCCUGAGAGAGUCAGCAGAAUCAGCUUGUAAAGAUGACUCAGAUAUGCAGAAUACCUCUUGUCAUGAUGAUAUUGCCAAUGCAAGGUCAUUCUCCCCUAUUCUUCUUGAGCAAGAAGAUGACUUUGACCAAAACAAGGAAGCUUUAUCUUAUGACAAAGACAUAGAAAUUAGUAUGCAACAGACAAAUGAUGCCAUAGAUACUGAGGGACAUGCCACAGUACAUGACAAUUACACUGAAGCAGACACUUCAAUGGAGAUUCCUCUCACUGACAAGGAUGAACAUGGAGAAAAUUUUCAAGAGCCUAUGAAGAAGGACCACAAAGCCCAGGAUAUUAUGGCGUCAAAGGAGAUCAUACCCACUGAACUGUUUUCAGCUUCACACAAGAGUGACUCUUCGGCUCAGUUGGAUGCUGGUCUCGUGGCAAACAUCAGGGUAGAGUCUCCUGUGGCUGUGACUAAGCAAAGUGGAACUUCUACGGCUGUCAGUGCGAUGGAUAGCCUACAUGAGGUACAAGAACAAACUGCUUCAGAUGAUAGUGAAACUUUGGAAGAAAAGUCCAAACACAGGAAGAGAAGAUUUGGCUCUAAUCGCCGCAUCAAGCACAAAGUGAACCAAGAGGAAGCACCGCCAAACAAAGACCAAACCAGUAACAGGGAAUUCAGCAUUCCUACUGGAGCCAAAGAAUCUGAAAAAAUAAAAGUAAUAGAGGAGUUUCCAGUGCAUGUGAGUGCAGAGGUUUCACAGGGUGAGAAAAUAGAGCCAUCGCAGAGUUCAGUGAGUAUAAUCCAACAAGAGACUGAUGAGACCAGCAGUGUUCUUGACAAGGGACCGAAGCUACUUAUUAGUACCCCAGACCCAGAGAAGGUAGAGAGCAGUAUGAUAUCAGACAAAAAGGUCAUGAUGUCGUCAGUUACUGAGGAAUAUGGUGUCACAGGAGAGAGUGGUGUGUCUUUAGAUGAGACCACACAGGAUGCCCAAAUUGAAGAGGAAAGGCCAGGAAGUAUCGACACAACACAGAAUCGAGCUUUAGAGUCUGUAGAGGGGCAGUUUCAGGCUGUGGGAGAUUCGGGAAUGAGGCAAUCUGUAGACAGUGGAGGUGAAGAAAUGCAAAAGAGUGCUGAAGUUUGCACACUGGAGUCAAGCACGGUAGAUGAAGAAGGUCAGAACACAAGUCUAGACGUAAAGGAUUCAAACCCAGUUUUUGGUUCAACAAGCCAAAGGAGAAAGUUUGGUUCAAGUCGGAAGAUUCUCAAACCAAAAGACAAAGCAGACUCAUCUCAAAAACAUGAAGUGCGUAAUGAGGCUGUUGAGACCACAACAAAUGCUGAAGACGAAAAGACGGGUGUUUUUUCAGAUAUCAAAGAAGUGCUUCAGCUCAACAUAGAUCAGAAAGACAGGGAGUCUAAAGAUCAAGUAUGUGACACAGAUAAGAACAGCCUUACCGAGGAUUCUCACUUGACACCAUUAGCUCAGCAGUCAUCAGUGGAAAACUCUCUUUCUAAAAGCCAACAACAGGAAACCAAGCUUCUUAUAACUCCACAAAAUCUCCCUACGAUGCUAUCAACGUCUCCAAAAGAAGAUGUGAUGUCAGAAUCUGCAUCUGGUGGAAGAAGAAGAAAAAUGGGAUCGAAUCGAAAGUCUCGACAACACCAAAGAAAUGGAAACCAAACUGAAAAGAGAAUAGAAGACACGCAAAAUGGACCUGAUGGCGAUGAUGCCACAGAAGAAAGUGCAGUCAAGACAACUGAAGAGAGUCAAAGUCUGCCUGAAACAUCUGAGGUAAGAAACAUUUGUUUCUGAUUGUUUUCUUUUUCUUUAUCAAAAAAUUCAAGGCAUAUUUCCUCUUGUGAAAUCAAACACUGGGAGGAAUCUUCACACGAUUGUUUCACAUAGUGCCUAAACAGAGGAAGGGACAGUGGUCAGCAUUUCAUUUUAAUAUGAGUUUUAACCAAUUUUAAGUCACCUUCCAAACACUUCAUUGUGUUUUGCUUCUUUAUUUCAUUUUUUGUUGAUAGAUUUUGAACAAUUUGCUGUUUCCUCUCACGGAAGUUAUACAUUUGUAAUACUCAACUUCCCCUUUGUGAGAAACCUCUUGCACAUUGGUUAAGUGUUUGUUUCAAAAAAGAACAAAAUGACCGAGGAACUAAAAUGAGGAACAUGCUGCCCACACUUCAAGUUUCAUACAUCGAAAAGGAGAACAUUAAGAACUAUCUAACUUCUUGAUCUCAGUAGUUGCAUGUAUUUUUGUCUCAAAUUCACUCACACUGGCCCAAACACCAACGGUCAUGGGAUGUUGGGAAAAAGCCUGCAGGAAACAGAGCAUAAUUUAACUUGAAUGACUCUUAGACUGCUGUCUCUGAGCAUUACUAACUCCCUGCCCUCUCUUUGAAAGAAAGUACUUUGUGAUCACAACAUUACUACACAACAUUGUUACUGCAUCUUACAUCAGUGGAUGAAAAAAGUAGCCUAAAAAAACUGGUAACUCCUUUAACAAUACACAGAACUAACAUCCUGUGUGAAGAUUACUUCAGGGAAACCCACUUAAUGCAAAUUUUACAUUCUAAGCUGCUGAGGUAAUUAAUAUUGGAUUGUUAUUGAAAUGAAAAGUCACAAGUAGAGACUAUAGUUUUAAUUUAGAAGAUAAUAUUCAAAAAGAGGAAGACUUGGUAUAAUGAAAAAUGUUGAAUGUUGUAGAUGUAUCAAUUCAAUACCUCCUCCAUUGUUGUCUCACUGUUAAUAUGUUUUUGAUUGUACAGGCUGAAAAACCAAACCUGACAGCAGAAUCACCACACAGCAGCACCUCAGAAGCUGGACAAGACAUAAAGCCUGUGAGGUAAGUCUCUGAAGCCGACGAUGAACAGAAAUUUUAACGCUGUGGCAUCCAUAAGUAGCUUUUCACAAUAAAAUUUUGAUGUAUUUGGUUGGGUUACUACCAGGGAAGAAUCUUCUCUUAUAUUAUUAUGAUUAUAAUCAGCCUUUAAACUGUAAGCAGCACUUAAUAAACAGUAGUAGAAAGUUUAGUGUAUUUUGCAACUGUGUUCAAAAUCAACAAAUAUGUUUACAUUAAGAUUCCCAUGGCAGCUUACGCUCACUUUCUCUCCACAAAGUUUUUGAGUUAAGAAAAACUCUUGCCCAUUUUAUUUUCUUGUAAUUAUACAACAACUUUGCAAUUAUUUUUGAACUGAUAUUCAGUGUUGUGCAACAGACAUCCACAGAAAAAUUUAACUACUAAAACUGUAGAAAUAAUAACAUAAAAGUAAUAUUUAUAUACAGAUAUAUUAUUUCCAGAUCAUAAAGACAAACAUUUGUUGCUUUAAUCACCAAAAAAUUCUCCAUCAAAAUCUCAGAAACCCCCAGCAGUGUUUACACUCUGUUUGUUAGUGUAAGUGUUUAUAAUGCAGAUUGUAACGGUUUCAUGACACUGCAGUGCUUCACGCCUUUGCAUUUGUGUAAUUUUUCAACACCAGUUUGUUUCUUAAACCAGCUAAAUAGAUGGGAUGCAGAGUUGAACAUGCAAAAUGAGCUCAUUAGGCUUAUGAAUUACAUGAUAUCACAAUAUGAUUCUUUUUAUUGAAGGAUUAGUUUGUAAGUAAACGCUAUUUGUGUAAUUUUGCCCUAAAAUUAUUGAAGUCUGUUUGCCUUAGGGGGUGGGAUAUGUAUUUGAAGGUCUGCAGAUUUUGUCAUAGCUAUGCUAGCAUGAAUGUAUUUUUACCUGUGUAAUUUUUCUGUUUUCCAUUAAAGCUCAGUUAUAGGAGACAUUAAAGGCAACUUAGACCACUUCUUGUUGUGUCCGUUUGUAUAAAUGCUCUUGAAAUUACCACCAAGGGUGAGUGUUGUGUUUUGUUUUCUUAAUAUUUAUCCAUGAUUGUUUGUCUCCUGCACAGCGAGAAGACGUCUGUACAAGCGACUCCAGUUAAAGAACCCAACACUGAAAUCUGCCUGGGUCAAGAGACACAGAAGACAGUUUCCCUUGGUAAAUGGCACAUUCAUACCUACUCACAGUGGUCAGAGUUGCAGCAAAAUGUGGCAGAUUGUAUAGAGAUAAUGAUUUAAGGGAAGUUUAAUAUGAAAAAAGUUGUGCUUUUAUUGUUUAAGGAGUUAACACCGGAGGAGCAGCAGGCAGAUCAAAGAGUUUCAAUGUGGUGAUGGUUGGAGACAGCAGUGUCGGCAAGACCUCCUUCAUGAGAAGAGCUCAAAGUGGAAAGUUUUCUCUGGAGAUACCUGCUUCUAUCGGUAAAGUCCUGUUAUUUGUCCUACUCGACCCCAUGAAAGUGCAUAAAAAAUCAAGAUAGUUCCACAUAAAAAAUCAAGACAGUCUCACAUAAAUCCUUUUUUCUGUAGGACUUGAUUCUUGCUUGUGGACCGUGGUUGUGGAUGGAAAACCCGUGGUGCUCCAGUUGUGGGAUACAGCAGGUCAAGAAAGGUAGGUUUCCAUGUACAGACCUUGUCGAGGUACAUUUUUGUCUUUUGCUCUUCUAUUCAAACAUAUGUACAGAUUAAAGCAGUUUUAUGUAAGAGAAUUACACCCUUUUAGAAGACUUCAUACAAGUACAAAUACUCACUAAAAAAACUCUGAUUUCCACAAUUUGUUGUAAAUUAAAGAAUGAAAGAAGAAAACAAACGGGUUCUAAGAGCAAAAAGCCACAUAUUUCAGGAAAAAAAAUCACUUGAAUACAUUUUCUGAAAUUGUGAACUCAUAAAUUUUAAAGAAACAAGGCAGAUAUCAUCUGGGCUCAAGCUUGUAUUUACCAGCAAAAAAGGAGAAAAAUGUUCUUUGGUCAAAGAAACUUGCUUCUCUAUGGCAUGCUUACCUAAACCUAAUGCUUACAAUACUUAACACCAGCAUAAGUGAUGGCCGUUUUUUUCACAGAUAAAGACAGAUUUUCACAUUUUACAAGAAGUCUGACAUUAGCUUCCCCAACAUUUUCACUUUCCUCCACAGAAGCCUUAAUAUACCUUUACACUUUUUAAACUUUUUUAUAACUUAAAAUAAAUUUUAAAUUUGGUAUCGAGAAAUGGGUGGAUAGUGAAAGCCUAAGGUACUCAGCUAUUUUAGACCCUAGAUGUCAGAUCAUUUCACAGACUGUAUCUCCCCUCCUUUUAAAAAGUGUGGCCAAUGAUAGUGAAAAUUAGCCGAGAAGGACAUCCCACAUGUUCCCAACCUACUAAGCUAAUGAAACUGUGUAUCAUGCCCCAUUCUUUUUGAAUUAGAAAUGUGUAAAGGUAUAAAAUCACACGAUUCAAUCUUCUCUUUUUUAAGAUCAUAAAACCAGCUUGUUUUGUGUCCAUCAUGACCAGAGCCAAAGUUCUUUGUGAGGACUUUUGUUGUUCAGGAUAGCUGUCACUGAGACACUGAUCUUGUUUAAUCUUGGAGACAGCUAAGGUGGUCUUGAGGUAGAGUACAGAUUCAGACUGUAGGGCAGAGAGCUCCUGUUCAUAAAAGGCAGGAGACUAAUAAAAGUCAUUAGACAGAGUAGAGAGGGGGCAUGAUUGUUAAAGCUAUUAAUUAUUGUUUUUUUCUAUGUGGAGGAGGGUUCAUCAAUGAUAGCUAUCAAUGAUAACUCCUCCUGAUGUCUCAUGACCCGUCUCCUCACGCAGACUGAAGGCAGCAUCCUGGUUCUCUAGCUGUUCUCUAACUCCUGCAGUCAGCCAAGACAUCUGACGGGAACAGUGUUUACAUACCUGACAUCAUUAGACCGCUUUUGAUUGUAGCGAGUCACGCAUGAUGCAAAUAUGUUACCAGAGGCAGCUGAGUCCGAGAACAUGUUCGGUACAAUGUACUGCAAACACACUCAAAGUGUUAAGAAGAGUCCUUAAAGCCGGGCUCAAACCUGUUUCAGAACUGGUUUGGCUCCUCUCAGCAAUGUUUUGUUUUCUCAAUUAGCACAAAAGAUGGGGUUGAAAGACGUUCAGGCUGUCCGGAUUUGCAUAGAACUUCAACAUGUGGGACGUACAGUAAGAAGGUGCUCUGUGUAUAUCAGACGUUUACUGUGGAUAAUAUGGAUCCUGAAGAUUGAGUUGAAAAAGGGGAAACAUAAAGCCUUUUAUACACUAGGUUACAAAAACAGCUUUGAUGGAUGUAACAAAAGGAUUUCCUGGACAGCACUGCAGAGAUCAUUGUGCCAUUAUCCAUGUAGCUGAAAAAUGUACUCUGAAUGUGUCUCUAGGAAAAUGCUUCAGGGGAAAACCGCAAACUCGACCAACCAGUAUCAUUACACUAUAAUCAGCACUCCUCAGCCUUUGGGCUGUUUCAUUAUCACCCAUUGUUCCACACUGAGUCCAAAACAAACAUAUUGUGUCCUCCUCUCAACAGAGAAACUUUUUUUUUUUUUUUUAAUUUUUUUGUUCCAGUUUUGUAGAGUAACAGGUUGCUCCUGUCUGAAUCUGCAUUGUCUUUUCUUUAAUCUGAACAGGUUUCACAGCAUCACCAGACAGGUUUUCCACAGAGCUCAGGCCUUUCUGCUGAUGUAUGACGUCACUUCCUCUCAAAGCUUUUCUGCAGUCAGCUACUGGGCGAGCUGUAUCCAGGUAUGAUACUGUUGUCACCUCACACUUUAGAUAGAUAGAUAGAUAGAUAGAUAGAUAGAUAGAUAGAUAGAUAGAUAGAUAGAUAGAUAGAUAGAUAGAUAGAUAGAUAGAUAGAUAGAUAGAUAGAUAGAUAGAUAGAUAGAUAGAUAGAUAGAUAGAUAGAUAGAUAGAUAGAUAGAUAGAUAGAUAGAUAGAUAGAUAGAUAGAUAGAUAGAUAGAUUUUUAAUAAAAAACUUCCUCAGCAUGACACUGUAUGUUUAUGUUUCUGCUGCUCUGUACUUCAUCAUAUGCUGCAUUAACUUGAUUGGUUGUAGGUCUGUACAAUUGCUUCCAAUGUCACUUUGGCAUUCAUUGCUAACACCUCCCAGCCCACUGAGGAUGGAAUUUAGACGUUGCUCUUUAACCCAUUAUUCGAUAACUAUUUAUUUCAAGAAGCAACUCUGAGUUGCAUAACUGAUCUGCAAAUACUUAACCAAAAUAUUAAUGAUAGCCGUUGAUCAAUAAACAGUUAAACCUCUGUUAGUCUAAACUUGUUCUAAAUUUAGACGUCUAAAAAACUUUCAUUUUUAGACCUGUGGUAGCCUGAUUGUAGACCAGUCAUCUAGGCUACAUUUAGACGUUUAUUUGACCUCUUUCAGACCAAAAAAUGCUCAGUGGGAGUAAAAAGGAAUGAAUUGGUUGAAAAAUUUGCCAAAAAAAGCACCAAUGUUAAUUUUAGCCUGUUUCACAGCUAGUUAAAAACAAAAUUUAGGUUAGACAUAGUAAGGCUUUUGUAGGAUAUAAAAAAUAAGGGACUAAUCGUGACCCAGCCCGCACAUUUACCCUGGAGCGUGUUUCUUUCAGGAUGGGGCUGCAGAAGACGUGACUGUUUUACUUCUUGGAAAUAAGAGUGACCACGUAGGACGCCGUGUUACAGCUCAGGCGGGGGAAAGUCUUGCUAAGGUAGGAAUGUGUGGCACCUUCAGUUUUUUAGUUAGAGCUAGAAUACGACUCAGUGAUUCAAAUUAAAAGCUGCUGUUUAACUUCCACAGGAGUACAACUUUGGAUUCAUGGAGUGCAGCGCUGCUACAGGAGAAAAUGUGAUCCACUCUUUGGAGACUAUAGCCAGGUAACACACUCAGUGCUCACAUCACCUGCAUUUUGGUUGUCAUUUUCUGAAGCGUGACCUUUAAAAUCCUCUGUUUGUAACUCCCACAAUUCACCGUGUUGAUGUUUUGAUUUUUUGCCAGGAUGUUGGAUCAAAAAGAUGACACAAGAGAAGAGGCCUCGGUGCGCUUCGAAGAGCCGCAGAAGAAGAAAUCAUCAGGAUGUUGCUGAACAGACAUAAACAGAGAACAACUUGUUUUUUUAGAAAGUUUGUACAAAUGUAUAUCAUGACUUAAACUGCAGCUUAAACUAAAAUCUACUUGUACAAAUGAUAUUUAGAGGGGCAGGUGGAUAAAUUUAAAUUUUUUCUUCAUAA
This is a messenger RNA of Xyrichtys novacula (pearly razorfish), 14080 nucleotides long. NCBI's taxonomy places the organism in Eukaryota, Metazoa, Chordata, Actinopteri, Labriformes, Labridae. The record is from the annotation of a GenBank genome assembly.